Messenger RNA from Suillus subalutaceus, 513 nucleotides. RefSeq lists its product as uncharacterized. Lineage: Eukaryota; Fungi; Basidiomycota; Agaricomycetes; Boletales; Suillaceae. The record is from RefSeq and is a predicted model, not a curated record. The transcript is spliced from 3 exons. The coding region runs from base 1 to 513 and encodes 170 amino acids.
AUGUCUCAUACUCGCACUGCAGCCUCUAAUCCCCGAGCAUUCCACAAUACUACAUCCCCUUCUCCAAGUAUCAGAGGACAUUCGCAUGAGCCACGCAACCAAAGACCUCUUCACACCACGACUCCAUCGGCGUUUUAUUGGCCUGACUUUGGUGAAGCAUUAUCAAUAAAGGAGGAGAAAUUACCUACCGCGCUGCACCUUCAAGAUGAUUAUACCCAAUCGGACGGAGAACUCGAAGGCGAUGAACACUCUGAUCUUGCGCUUGAGGCUGCUAAAGCUGAACGAAAGGUGUACGAGGCUAAGAAGCACCUGGCCGACUGCAUUUUGGCACACCAAUCGGUGAUUCUUGACAUCUGGCGUCAGCGCGUCCAGGCCGCGAAUUCUGAUUUGUUGACGGCGGAGCUCAAUGUUGGACGCCUCCAUACAGAGCGGAAGAAAAUAAGUAUCUCAAUGUCCAUGACUCGGGGUCACUCAGAUGGUACAACAACAGUCGGUACCUCGUCCUCAUACUAA